AUAAUAAUAAUAAGCGACCAAAGACCGACGACGAUACCCCAGUUCUUUUUUCUGCUCUUGGUACAUCAAACGAAAACCAGGCCAACAAACUGGGAGAAUUCUGAUUCCGGUUUCCAACGACCGGCUCGAUAGCAUACGCGCCGUCGGGUAUCGUUUCUUGAUCGUGGAUUUUAAUGGAGAGUUAACUGUUAUUCAAUUCGGUAAUUGUUGAUUAAUCCGUCGAAAUCUCAAUGAGGGUCUGUGUUUCGGAGGAGGGAUCAGGUUCGGCUUUGGGAGCUUUUAUUUUAUUUUAUUUUAUUAUUUUUACAAUCUCUUUUUGGUGUGUGCUGGGUUUGGGAUUCUGUGAUGCUGGACUUCAGGGAAGGAUAGUGUGCUAGGGGGUGUUAGGGUUUUGGGGUUUGGGCAAGGAUUAAGGUUUGGGUGGGAUGGUGGAUAUGGAAGGGAUUACCGAGCUCGAGGAAGGCGAGGCUCUCUAUUUCAAGGAUGACGACGAUAAGAAAAUUGAUCCUGACAUUGCUCUUUCUUACAUUGAUGAGAAGAUUCAACAUGUUCUCGGCCAUUUUCUAAAAGAUUUUGAAGGCGGGGUUUCUGCUGAGAAUUUGGGGGCAAAGUUUGGUGCCUAUGGCUCAUUCUUACCUACCUAUGAACGCUCUCCUUCUAAGUGGUCUCGUCCAAAGAGUCCACAAAGAAACUACAGUGCACCUAGAUCUUCAAACGAUCUUCCCAUCAAGGGUGUCUCUCAGAAUUUGAAAGCUCCCUCGAAUAUAGUCCCAUAUUUGAGGCUUGGGACUGCUUCCUGUAGUGCCCAUCAAUUGCAUAAUUCAAGGGUUCCUUCUGCAGAUGUUUCCAUCAAACAAAGUCGAGUUGCCGAGAAGAGUCCCUCAAAAGAUGAAACAUUCAAUGGACCGGGCAAUCGAACCAAUCAAAGAACACUUAAAGUUCGAAUAAAAGUGGGUUAUGAUAACUCUGGACAGAAUAAUGCAGCAAUUUAUAGUGGUCUCGGACUUGAUUACUCUCCAUCUUCAUCAAUGGGGAACAGCCUGGAGGAUAGUGGAGGAACGUCACCCAUAUCUCAAGAGACUGUUGAUAAGUCUCCCACUAGCAUCAUCUGGGAAAUGACGUCCCUCCCCAUUCCUAGGGGUGUACUCAUAUCACCUCUUCAUGAUAGUCUGCUUUGCUUGAUGAGUAAUGAAAAAGUGGAUAGUGUAAGUAAACCCAUGCCACCCCUCAAAGGUCAUCAAGAACACUCUGCUUUGUUAUUAGAUGGGUCGAUUUCAAUGACAGGAAAUAAGAAAGUGUUAAAGGAAAAAGGAAUGAAAUCAGUGGGGAAAAGUGAAAGACUGGUAGAAUUGAAGCGUCGUAAUGGUACAGAUAUUGAGGAUGACACGACAUUAGAAAUGAAGAAAAUACCAGUGGAUGAAACCAUGGAAACAAAGGAGCUUUUCUCCGGUAAGUUGAAAUCCACACAGGUUUCCAAGUCAGCAUUUGAUGUUUGCGACUCUGUCAAACCAGCUGGUGGGGCUUCUGAAGUUUCAUGGGAGAGUAACGAGGAUGUUGGGAAAGAUAAAAUACUUUCCUCUGCAUUAGUGAAAGAGGAAUCUUCAGAGUCGAUAUCUGGCCAGGAGCGUGGCAAGAGUGAGAAGCGAAAUCCUAGGAGUGGUUUAGUGGAGAAAUUGAACGGAAAUAAAGUGGUAAGUUCUCACAGGGAUGUUUUAAUUAACUGUAAGGAUGAUGACAAUGGUCUGAUAAUUUCUACCUCCCUCAAAGGUUACACUGAUGAGGCCAAAUGUAUGGAAGAUCUAAAUCCUCGAAAGGAGAAGGUUGGCUGCAAAGCUAAAUUUCAUGAAGAUGAUGACGUUAAUGUUCCUAUUAAGACAGAAAGGUUGUCAUUUGAAGGCAACAACAAGUCAAAAGGCGCACAGAGUAACGGCAAGCGAGCAGCUGUUUCAACAAAGGAAAGCUUGAGUCUUCUUGCAAGUGUAGAACCACAUGAUAAAAAAAGUACUAGUUAUGGUGUUACUGACUUUAAUAGUAAAGUUCGAAGGAAAAAGUCACAGAAGGAUAAUAAGGGCAAAGAUGGUCUUGGAGAUUCAAUAUCGCCCAUAAAUUUGAAAGAGAUAGAUAAUCCAAUGGAUCCAGUGGGGAGGCCUUGUGGUGAUAGACCUAAAGAUGCUAAACUUGAUGAUUUUGAAAUUCAACAGAAUGUGUUCUUGGAUAAAAGAAAGGGAAGAUCAAGUAGUAAGAAAGUUGAUAAGCAGUCAGUAUCUGGGGCAUCUAACAAAAAUACUUCAGCAGUAUGUCCUAUUGCAAAAAAUGGACUCACUUCUGAGAUGGCACCAACAAUGGCAGUUCCCGUAGUUAUAGAAGAACAUUGGGUACAGUGUGACAGGUGUCAGAAGUGGAGGCUUCUUCCUUAUGGUACAAAGCCAGAGCAACUACCUGAUAAAUGGUUGUGUGGCAUGCUAAAUUGGCUGCAUGGUAUGAACCGAUGUGACAUUAGUGAGGAGGAGACAACAAAGGCCCUCAAUGCAUUGUAUCAUUUACCAGUUUCUGAGAAUCAGAACAACUUGCCAAAUCAUGUCACUGGAACUGCACUGGGAGCAGCCUUUGGUGAUGUUCAACAUCUUGAGGAGAGUCACCAGAAUUUGAGUUCCCAUGCUAUCUCUAAUCAAGUAAAGAAAAAACAUGGUUUCAAGGAAAGAGCAAAUGCAGUAACCAUUGGUGGCCACUACAAGAUCUCAAACUCUGCAAAGAAUAAGGUACAAGAAACAGUGAAAAGCAGGAGCUUAAAUGGCACAAACCAGCAUCACGUAGAACCAAAUCCAAUGAAGAGAUCUAGUUCUCAAGCUUUGAGUACAUUGCGUGACUUGGUUGUGGAAAAAGACAUGCUGAAUCAGAGAGAAAAGCCAAUUAAUGGAGCUGCAGGUGAUGUGAGAAAAAUAAAAAUGAAAAGCAAGAGGGAGACUGAUGAAUAUGGAUGUGGAACCUCUAAGAAAUCCAGGACAGAUGAUAUGCAUGCUGAUAAACAUCUGACAUCCAAAAUGGACCUUGGGAGGGUGCACAUCAAUUCAAGUACUGCAAUGCCAACUAUGGGAAGUGGAAAGGAUAUCCAUAAAUAUGAUGAAUUUUUAUCUGAAGACACAAAAUGUGAUGUCAAUGACAAGGUGCUAGAGUCUGUUAAGAAACUGGGAUACAAAGCACAGGUCUCAUCUGAUGGUGGGUCCUUGGGAAUGCGAGUGUCUAGCAAAAAAGAUGCGUCUGUGAAGAAAAGGAAAAUGAAGAAUCAGGAGUAUAAUGAAAAUGAGAUAGAUACAUUUCAAAAUUCUAUACCUGAUGGCAGGGUAUAUGAGAAAGAAGUAAGUAGUGAAAGUGGAUUCAGGAAGGACAAGAAGUUCAGAUUCUCAAAGAAUCAGGUGAAGGAGUCUAGCACUAGUGAUGCAGAUGAUAAGUCAAACAAAAAAGGUAAGAUGCCAGGAAUUAUCUUGUCAGACAUUAGAGAUCAUCCGGUUGGUUUGCAAGAAUCUAGGAGAAAUGAUAAGGACCAGCAGCUCCGGAAACAUAAAAAGAAGAUUGCGUUGGAACAGACUCAGAAAGUUGUGGAUUCAUUGAGGAGGGAUUUGGGAUCUGGACAGGUUUCAGUGGCAGCCAAUUCAAGCUCUUCAAAGGUUUCAGGAUCCUAUAGGACUAGAGCCAAUGUUGAAGACAUGAAAGGCUCUCCUGUGGAGUCAGUUUCAUCUUCUCCUUUGAAGUCCUCUAAUUUAGCAAGAGGGGACUUUGCAGACAAUGCUGGGAAAGAUGAUGCAAUGAAUACUGGUCUCCCUGGCACAGGUGAUUUCAGAAGAUGCUCAGAUGGGGACAGUAAUGCUGUGAUGAAUCUUGCUGGGACUGUGAUUCAUUCUGAAUCCUAUAAAGUUUCUGCACUAGAGUAUAUGAAUAGAGAUGCUAGUCACCAAUUCAGUGGUAAAGCCAAGCCUUUUUCUGACAUUGGGAAUAGCCAUUUGCUUAAUGGCACUGUUGAUAUUGUUGAGCAAAAUGUCCAGUUCCUCAAUGAUGUGCAUGCUCCAGAACAUAGCUAUGAUGAGGUUCAAGUGAAGAAGAACCACUGUGACAAUGCAGUUCUGCAGAAAUCUGGAAAGGAUACCCCCUCGCGAUCUAGGGGCAAGAGCAGCAGUUCCAUGUCUGAGUUUGAUAGAGAUAAGAUAAAUGUUUAUGAGACAACAGCUGAUGUUAAAGACAGUUCUCCCAAAAACCCUAGCAUUAAGUUUGCCAAGGACGAGAAGAAUCAUGUUAGUCACAGUAAUUCUUUAGGACAAUGGUCAGGUGAGAGUCGAAUUGACACCAAGUUAAAAGAAAAAGAGCAUGAUGGUUCAGAUAUGAAAAUGGAUGCUCCAUGUAGGAAAAAUGGGAAGCUUGGCCCUGAACAGAGCCUGAUUCAGGAUUUUGAGGGUGAAAGUAAAGCUGACUCGACAAAACGAGCACUAAGAAAUGGGAAAUCUAAGUUCUUGCUUUCUUAUGGUGAUGGUAAACUAGAAAAAAUAACCCUGGGUUGUGGACCUGUACCAGGACUCCAGAAAUUGGAUGUAUGUCCUGUUCGUGCACCUGGUGAUGUGUCAAAGGCAUUAAAAGAUUCGGGGAAUGUUGAUAACAAUGGAGUUGAACACAGUUUGGGACAUCAUCUGCCUGAUAGCCAAGGGGUUAGAGAUAUCAAUGCCUCAAGUCCUGUGAGAAUGAUUUCCUCCAGCCAGGCUGCUAUAAACACCCUGAAAGAAGCCAAAGUUCUUAGAGACACUGCAGAUCGUCUUAAGAGCUCUUGCUUUGGUUUUGAAAGUAAUGAGGCUUACUUCCAGGCUGCCUUAAAGUUUCUUCAAGGAGCUUCACUUCUAGAAACUUGCAAUGGUGAGAGUGGCAGAAAAGGGGAGAUGAACCCAAUCCAAGCAUAUGGCACUGCAGCUAAACUUUGCGAACUCUGUGCUCUUCAAUAUGAAACACGCCUAGAGAUGGCUGCUGCUGCUUUGGCCUACAAAUGCUUGGGGGUGGCAUACAUGAGGGUGGUUUAUUGUAAACAUUCUAGCAUAAGCAGAGAUCGGCAUGAUUUGCAAGCAACUUUACAAGUGGUUCCUCAAGGUGAAUCUCCAUCAUCUUCUGCUUCAGAUGUUGAUAACUUAAACAAUCAGACGACUGUGGAUAAGGGUAGUUUAUCUAAAAAUACUGCUUCUCAUGUUGCUGGAAACCAAACCAUUGCUGCUCGAAACCGCCCAAAUUUUGUUCGGCUGCUUGAAUUUACACAGGAUGCAGAGUCUGCUAUGGAGGCCUUUAGAAAAUCCCAUAAUGCAAUUGCAGCCACUAAUGUAAGCUUGGAAGAGGAACAAAUAAGGGAUUGUGUUACUUCUGUUAAGAGGGUCCUUGAUUUCAGCUUCCAAGAUGUAGAGGAACUAGUACGUUUGGUUCGGAUCGCAAUGGAGGCAAUAAGUCGUUCAAGUUUUAGUGGCGCGAGAGAAUAAGUGAACCCUAUAUAUAUAUUUUUUCCAGUUUGUUUCCAAUAGUGAGUGGGCAUCAGGAGAAAUAAGGGGAAAAAGAUGCAUACAUAGACCUGCCAUUGGAAACCUGCAAAGAGACAGGUUGCAGAAUGUUCAUUACCCCUCUGUACAUGUGUACAAAGUGAGAUUAGCAAAUUUUGUAACGUAUUUUUGAAUGUUCACCUAGUUCUUGACAUGGACAAGGGCAAGGCAUUCUCACCCUCAAGUUUCAUGGGUUGGGAAAAGAGGCAUGGAAUUGUUACUUGUUCGUUAACACAAUUUGGAGGUUAUGUAUUAGCCUGUUCUACAUAUUCUUUUGGCCCAUUGAUUGGAGCUUGAGGGGAAAAAAAUAUUUACAGAGAUAUGAAAUUGUAUAGGCAACCAUUUUGAGGAGGUUGAAUCCUGAUAUAGUGAUGGUCAGUCAAUUUUCUGUGAAGUACUUCAUUUUUAAUGUCAUUUGUCGAAAUUUAAGGGAACGGAAAUCCAAAGAAAUAAUAAGAAUCUGCGGGUGUUACUUCUUUAGCUUCCCGUUGAUUCUGUUGGAUCUGGUUAGUGGUUCACAUGUCAAUUAAUUUCCACUGCUAAGGGUGGUAUUGGUUUCUUUUGACAACAAUUGAGUAAAUAGAUGCUUGGAUGAGGACACAAAUAUUCCAGUUCUUGCUAGCAGUAGUCCUGCAUAGAUAUGUAAGAGCUCAAGCCAUAUUGUCUUUCUUUCUUGCAAUAAAUGUGGCAUUUAGGGAUUGGAACAAUGUAAGUUCCUACGAGGAACAGAUUGGAGGUACUUUUACCUUUAUUAAUUUGUCCUUUUCAGUUGAGAUAGAGUUUUGAUUUGUGUUCAAUCUUAUUCUCAUUAAUGUUAUGCUUACCUUUUUUUAUUAUCUUCGUACAAGAAAUCUAAUCUUACUUCUGUCGAGUGCUUCUCCUUCCCUAAUAUUCAGUUUUAAUUGAACCUGAUAUUAUGCAGUGGAAAUUCCCCAUCCUCCCCCCUCCCUCUUUUUUUUCUCCCUCUCUCUCUGCAAUCAAGUUUCCCCAUGAUUAGACAGCCCAGGCCAGUUAAGUUUCAGUGGCUUAAGUUUUUGAGAAAAUAAUGUCUGUCAACUUGAGUUACGUUUUUGCCACUAUUAUUAGCAAGUGUAGAGAAUUUUGUAUUGGAGAUGCAUGCCAACUAUUGAUGAAUAGAUAUUUUACCUACCUAUAUCUGUAGUGUCCACAACCAAGUUUACUCGUAAGAAAAAAGAUAUAUCUGUAAGGACCACAGCCGAGUCUUUGGUGUUAUGUGUGGAUAACAAAAAUGUAUUGAUAUAACUGCUACAAAGGAUUAUUAAUUGGGGGGUAUCAUUUCAUUGCAAGAUCUAUGAUUGAGGAGAAGAGUAAUGGAAAACUGAUCUUGGAAAUUCAGAGGUGACAGGAUGAGAGUGGGUUACAUAUUUUAUGCUUGGAUCAUUCUUCCAUGGUAACCCUGUUUCUGCUCUUCCCUAAGGACUUAUAAUUCUUAUUUCACACAAUGAUGUUCUGUGUGGGUGUGUUUUGUGAAGCACAACUGCUCCAUGUAGUUGUACAGAAGUAGCAACUCCUAGGAAUUUAGUGGUGGUGGUGUUCGGUUUUUCCUUUUCCUAGUUGCCUUUUUCUAUUAUUCGGACUAGCAAGUAUCUGGAAUAUGUUGGACUUGGUUCACAGUCUUGCUUAUAUUGCUGUUAUUAGUGUAGACAGAGUAUUGCACAUUCAGAAUCUUGCGAAGUGAUGGAAACAUUGACGAAGGUUUUGAUUUUACGUUUGUCAUAGAAUUGAAUUUCGUGAAUGUAUCUGUCCUGUGGUGAGGGGGAACAUCAUUGCUUCUCUUGCAGUUGGUUGUUCAGUAGCUGGUAGUUAAGCAGAAUCUAUGCAACGAAUAUGAUUGUUAAGCUGGCAGAAUGUUGGUUUUAGGUUAAUGAAUGGGUGCAUUGACUUGAUGACAAGCAGCUGCGAGUACCGAUGAACAGAUUUCACAUAGGCUCUCCCUGUUUCUAUCUAAAUUUCCACUCCUAUUUAUGUAUCAUUCGUUUCAGUAUAGAAUCUGUAGAUUGUAAUAAAAGCACAGCUCGAAGUGCAUUUCUGUUCUAAGAAGGCUAUGCACAAAAGCGGUUGAUGUAUAGUUUACAUGAUAAAAGAAUCAAAGCUUUUUUGGUCGCUAAAGCUUUUUCCU
Molecule: messenger RNA, 7698 nt
Organism: Carya illinoinensis
Lineage: Eukaryota; Viridiplantae; Streptophyta; Magnoliopsida; Fagales; Juglandaceae
Product: cysteine-tryptophan domain-containing zinc finger protein 7-like
Exons: 13
Coding region: 426-5501 (1691 amino acids)
Molecular function (GO): zinc ion binding
Source: RefSeq, a predicted model, not a curated record